Messenger RNA from Diaporthe batatas, 2607 nucleotides. RefSeq lists its product as uncharacterized. NCBI's taxonomy places the organism in Eukaryota, Fungi, Ascomycota, Sordariomycetes, Diaporthales, Diaporthaceae. The transcript has 2 exons. The record is from RefSeq and is a predicted model, not a curated record. The coding region runs from base 562 to 2151 and encodes 529 amino acids.
CAGUCCCAAACCAGCUCUCCUCUACCAACGGUCACCCCAUCGCCCACCCACCACUCGCCCGAACAACCCCAGCUGCCGUCGACUUUCUCACGGAGCGACUGCCGGUGCCACAAAACGGUAGACACCCCUCCGACCGACCCCAUCGUGAGCCGAUAUCCAGCCCGCGUCUUGGGAUUUAUUCUCCGGAUCAGGGUCUCUUUCUUCCCUCCUUGGCCGCCCUUGGCCUCUUUUUGGAUCAUUUGCCACCAUCGUCCUCGUCCCUCGCGGUGGUCUGGCCCGGCCCAACCCAGUCCUCGACGGUCGACUCUGCGACUCUCGCCCGUCUUGUCUCGGCAGAGUCGAAUCGCGUGGGCCCCCUGCCUACCUCCCCCCGAGUCGACCAGCUGGACCGCCUGUCGUCUGAGAUCACCCUGGCGGCAGCAUCGACCGAACCGGCAGCAUAGGCGGCAACACCAGCCCGCCUGCUGACCCCAGUCCAGUCGAGUCGAGUCCAGUCGAUCCCCCGACGACAUCCCCGACGACAUCCACCGUGCUCGGCGCAACUGCCCACCCUCGGCAACCAUGUCCGACGGCGAGGACUACGGCUCCCCCGAGGCCGUCCAGCCCGGCGGCGGCAACAGCGGGCGCCAGCACACGCCCUCCCACCGCAAGGGCCCGCGCUUCAGCUGGACCCCGGCCUACGAGGCCACCUUCUUCCGGUCGCUGUGCGAGAGCGUCAAGCUGGGCCUCAAGGACAACCACAGCUUUAAGCAGGAGGCCUGGGACCGCGCCGUCCAGGCCCUCGCCGAGCGCCACGCCGCCUACCCGAACAAGGGGCACCUCAUCAACAAGAGCGACAAUGCGCGUAAGAAGUUCCGCCUGUGGAGGGGCCUGAGGGAGGACCCGGAGUUCCUGUAUAACCCUAAUGCGAGGACCGUCACCGCGAGCGAGGAGGCCUGGAGGGCGCACAUCGAGAGGGAGCCCCUUUCGAAAUCAUUACGCAACCGCCCCUUCGAGCAUGAGGAGUACAUGGAGAUCCUCUUCCCAGACGUCGUCGGGUCCGGCGGGGCGCCAAAGCGGAUAACGAAGCCGCGCCGCAAGGGGACAGACUCGAUGAUGGAGGGCGACGAGAUGGACGACACCCCCGGCACCAACGUGCUCAACCUCCUCGGCGCGGACAACUCGCUGUUCCAGUCCACGCCCAUCCAGACGCCCAUCCAGCCACCCACGGUGCCAUCAAACGGCACCGUCCGGCCCACCUCGACGACCAUGCCCCCGCGGACCUCGAUCGCCUCGUCAAGCGCGCUGACCCCGCCCGACGAGGUGCCGACCGAGCACGCCCACGCCCAGAACGGCAACACGCGCAAGCGCUACCUCGGGUCCAACAACGGCGCGGGCCCGUCCGGCGCCGGCGAGAAGCGCCGCCGCACCGCCAACAACAACUACAUCGACCUGACGCACUCGGCCCAGCUGGCCAACCCCGAGAACCCGUUCCAGCUCGGUAGCAACGGCGCCGCCGCCCCGAUCACGAACGGCAACGUCAACACCAUUAAUACUACUACCAAUGGCAGCACAGCAAACACCAAAACCAGCCACCAGCACGCCGCCCAGAACCCCCAGAGCGCCGCCGCGGCCGCCGCCCCUACGACAAACGGCGCCACGGCCAACAACACCAACAGCAGCAGCACCAACAACCCCCCAGGCGGCGGCGCGACGAACCGCACGCAGCACUUCCAGGACGCGAUGAUCGUGAUAGCGGAGCAGAUCCGCGCGCAGCGGCUCGUGCCCGCGCAGCCGGCGGCGCCCAACUGGCCGCAGCAGGCGAUGGAGGUGUUCUUCCGGGACUUUGGCGACGAGGAGAUGGACCUGCAGAUCAAGAUCGGCGAGAAGGUGCUGUGCGACAACAACAAGGCCAUGAUGUUCUGCAUGAUGCCCGAGGACCUGCGCCGGCACUGGGUCAAGCGGCUGCGGGAGCUGCAUAACCUCAAUGGUGGGGGCGGCGGCGGGGGAGGUGGGGGUGUUGUGGGCUCGUCGUCGAGGGCCGGCGACAUCAAUAUCCCCCCCGGGGGCGGCGGCGGCGGCGGGAUGAUGGCUGUCCCCGGGAUGCAGAUGGGCGCCGGGCCGAUGGGGGGCCAGGGCAAUAUGCUGCGGAACGGGAGCCAGAUUGGCUGAUCUGAACCGUCCUUGGUUCCCGUCUUUCCAUCCAUUCAACAAUGAUUGAUCGAAACAGAUACCCACACAUAUGCACACACACACACACACACACACACACACACACACAUCACACUUCGGGAUCUGGAAAAAAUGCUUUCACAAACGGAGUUCAUCUGGCUGGAUUGGGUUUUUUUUUCUCGUCCUUCUUUUUUUUCUUCUUCGGGAGGCUGGUUGGUUUCUUGUGAACAAGGAGAAAAAUGGCACGGGAACUUCUGGCAGGGGCGAGCGGGUGGGCGGCUGGGUGGCGUUUUCUUUGAUUUCUUCACACACACCUCUUCUUCGUUUCGUUGUGUGUGCGGCCCCGCCAGACCCAAUUUGUUUUGCAUUGUGCUGCCGCUGCUUUGAAAUAAACUCCACAAGGGAUUUGUUUGAUUGACUUUAAUUGGAAAGCGUUGAUGUGGUGGAGGAGGAGGG